AUGUUUAGGAGAUGUAGAGAAGAGAAGGACGUUCGAAAAUUGCAAUCUAAAGAUUACUCUGCUUAUAUCAGGGGAAUAUGUCAGUAUAGGUGUGGCUGCGAAGAAAUCGGGGAGUUGGAUUAUGAUUUACUGGAAGCUGCCGUGGCAUCGACAGACAGUAAUAAUUUGUACAUCGACGAUGGUCUCGACGGAUUUCCAAGUUUCGGCUUUCGUCCUGGCUCCGAAGUUAAACAACCCUAUCGGUUAUAUCUGCCAGAAAAAUUGCCAGCUGAGUUCACUCUAGUGGCAACUUUCAAGCCGACAUCCUUCAGGACCAGUUACCUUUUCGCUGUUCUGAAUCCUUUCGAGACUGUCGUGCAAUUAGGCAUCCGGAUAUCCGACGGACCAGGCACAAAUCAGAACGUUUCACUGGUUUACACCAAUUCUGACUUACACUCGCAUUCGGAAGAGGUGGCGAAAUUCACAGUGCCAAAAUUAACUAAGAAAUGGUCUAAAAUCGUCAUCAGAGUGUCAACGAUCGACGUCACUUUGUAUUUAAACUGUCACGAGAUGGCCAAACAACGAGUGACCAGAAUUCCUUUGGAGCUGGUGUUCGAUACAGCCAGCACGUUGUACAUCGCUCAGGCUGGGCCUCAUAUUCAGGAAAAAUACGACGUGAGUACAGUAAACUGACUUUAUCGCUGAUCUAUUAACGUUGAAAC
Messenger RNA from Frieseomelitta varia, 701 nucleotides. Its product is annotated as collagen alpha-1(XV) chain-like. The coding region runs from base 1 to 672 and encodes 223 amino acids. The record is from RefSeq and is a predicted model, not a curated record. The transcript is spliced from 3 exons. NCBI's taxonomy places the organism in Eukaryota, Metazoa, Arthropoda, Insecta, Hymenoptera, Apidae.